AGUUUUAGGGGGACUUAUAAAAGUACCGGACACCACUGGUUCAGGUGUUUCGAGCUCAAAGCUAGGACGAAAACCAGGAAUAAAAAACAUUUUAUUGAGGAUGUGAAGCCAACAUUAUUUGUGAGUCGGUUCUGGUUGUUGCCUCAUUCCCGGAGCUAAAAGGACGUUUUGACGUAGUUUGGAGAACAAUAGAAGCCUGGAGACAGAUCAUACCAGAUGUGUGAACCAGAAAAAAAGGACCUGUAUGCGGUUCUGGGUGCCAGCCCUUCAGACUCAGUCCAGCAGCUCAAACACAAGUACCAGCAGCUGGCCUUAAAGAACAAGAACUGAAACAAGACCGACCAGUAGAUUCUACAGUCCAGCUGGAGGACAUGAUGUGGGAUCAGGAUGAAGGUGUUUACACGUAUGACUGUCGUUGUGGAGGAGGCUUUUUGGUCUCGCAGGAGGAGGUGGAGGAGGAAACGCUCCUCUUGUUGUCCGACCAUGAUGAUGAAGAAAUGCUCAGAAAAAAGACGGGGGUUCUUGUUUGCUGUGACACAUGUUCCCUCGGUAUCUGGGUCACAUGGAGCUUAAACAAAAAGACUGAAUCGUUUAAAUAAAUGUUUGGAAACUUUUCACUUUUAAAACUGUCUGUGCUUCGGAAAAUAUGUAAAUAAAAUCAAA
Molecule: messenger RNA, 663 nt
Organism: Austrofundulus limnaeus
Lineage: Eukaryota; Metazoa; Chordata; Actinopteri; Cyprinodontiformes; Rivulidae
Gene: dnajc24
Product: DnaJ (Hsp40) homolog, subfamily C, member 24
Biological process (GO): positive regulation of ATP-dependent activity
Molecular function (GO): ferrous iron binding; ATPase activator activity
Source: RefSeq, a predicted model, not a curated record